Pomacea canaliculata is the source of this 2322-nucleotide messenger RNA. RefSeq names its product cephalotocin receptor 1-like. The record is from RefSeq and is a predicted model, not a curated record. Gene Ontology annotation, molecular function: vasopressin receptor activity; peptide binding. NCBI's taxonomy places the organism in Eukaryota, Metazoa, Mollusca, Gastropoda, Architaenioglossa, Ampullariidae. Gene Ontology annotation, cellular component: membrane. Gene Ontology annotation, biological process: G protein-coupled receptor signaling pathway.
AAGACAACUGUAGUCGACUGCACGAUGAGCAUCAGCCACCAUGUGAACACCACCAUCAGGUCUGUGGACAACCACAGCACGGCCGUCAAUGCCAGUGCCGACGAUAACCGCAACACAUCUCUAGCUGUCAUCGAGGUGGCUGUCAUGGCAACAGUGCUGACGCUGGCCGUCUUCGGCAACCUGAUGGUGGUGCUGUCCCUGACGAUGAAGACUCGCAAGAUGUCGCGAAUGCACCUGAUGCUGAUGCACCUGAGUCUCGCGGACCUCUUCGUGGCCUUCUUCAACGUCCUGCCGCAGAUGAUGUGGGACAUCACCUUCCGCUUCCAAGGCGGGCCCUUCCUGUGCGGCGCCGUCAAGUACCUGCAGCUGGUGGCCAUGUACGCCUCGUCCUACGUGCUGCUGUCGACGGCCAUUGACCGCUACGUGGCCAUCUGUCAUCCCUUCGUCAGCCAGAAGUGGACCUCACUGCAGGCUCACCUGCUCGUCCUCGCGGCCUGGCUGGCCUCCUUGGUCUUCAGCAUCCCGCAGGUCUUCAUCUUCUCGCUCACCGAGGUGAGUGAGGGUCAAGGGGUGUACGACUGUUGGGAUAAAUUCGACCCGCCGUGGACCCUGAAGCUGUACAUCACGUGGAACACGGUGUCCGUCUUCAUUGUUCCAACCCUCAUCCUGGCUGUCCUGUACGGACAGAUCAGCUUCGCCGUGUGGAGGAGCAGCAAGAUGGUCGAAAAACUCGUCCCCUACUCCUCCAAGCAGUCAGUGACCUCAUCCUCGUCCAACUGUCACCACGCGACCCUUCUCCACCAAGGUCCAAGAGAAAGCUGUCAGCAGGACCUGCACAGGCACUGCGCGGCCAAGACAACGGAAGUGACGUCAGAGCCUGCGCACUCAUCUGCGGGCCACCCUGAUUGCACCCGUCGCUUUCGUUCCCCAAACGGUUUGGUUCACACGCCCCCACUGGGAGGAUUUGCGAGGUCAGGAAAGGAGGAAGAGGACAAGAGAGAGGAGAGUGGGAGGCCCUUCGCCAAGUCCAGCGCCCGCAGGGUGGCGCUGCUCAACUGGCGUCUGCGCCGCGAGGGUCCUUGUACACAACAGUCGCCAGGCAACGAAGAGCGCGUCACCGAGGGGAUGUCGGGAUCGAGGGCCAAGAUCAAGACCAUCAAGCUCACCCUCACCGUCAUCAUCUGCUACCUGCUGUGCUGGGCCCCCUUCUACGUGGCGCAGGUGUGGGCCGCGUACGACGACAGCGCUCCGUUUGAAGGCAACGUGUUCGUCAUCGUUCUCCUCCUGGCCAACCUCAACAGCUGCACCAACCCCUGGAUCUACAUGGUCUUCAGUGACACCAUCUGCAAGGGCUUUAAGGACCUCUUCAACUCCCUCCUCGACCACGUGACCAUCGCGUGCUGCUGUUGCCGUGGGGACGGCGUCAUGUCCGGCGGACAGCGUCAUCAGUACAACAUGCACGCGCGUGCCGGCAACAGUCAGUGGGAGACUGAGUGCACGUGCAGCGCCACUGAAGCGUGACGUCACAGACUGCGGUCCGUUUGAGUGGUUCAUUGUGGUCAUCGUCACAAGUGAAGCGAAACAACAUGGCGACCAGACACGUCAUCACUUGAAAGUGUUCAUCGCAGUGUCAGCAUUAAUGUUUGCUUUCAAAGGUCAAAGGGCAAAUCCUAACUCAAGCUCCUGCAUGGUGGUCGGUGGCAUACAGUUGGAAGGUUGGAUUGUGAACUAACUUUCCGUCAGCAGAUCUCGAAGACUGGGAGAGAAUGAGAAAGUGCGAGAGGAGGAGAUGAGAUAUUCAUGCGACCCCAAAUAGAUAAUGGACUUUUUUCAGCCAGCGAUAUCUUUUGUCGAAAAACUUUCAACGAUGACUAUCAUUAUAAUAAGAACAAUGAUGAAAGGUGUGUGAAAGAGAGGAUGGAGUGGAAGCGGAUAAAGAGAGAAGGAGAUAUAAAGAAGAAACUAAAGGAAAGAAGACAAAACUAAUUCAGAAAGUGUGAAGUCCACCCAAAAUCCUGGUUGGUAAUGAUACAGAGAUCACGAGGUCGAGAGGGGAAGCAGAUACCUGUUCUGACUGGCGGAGGGAGUGGAGGCAAGAACAUUCUCUCCACCUGACUGAACUCAGAACUGGGAGGUCCCUACUUUACUCAUUAUCUUCCUCUUUAUCUCUGACGAUCCGCAGGUCUCGCGUGAAUAAGACAAUAGCUAAAACUCAAACUUCUAGAAAUCGUUUAAUUAGUAUUUUACAUUAAUUCUGUCUGUUAUGUCUUGUUUAGGAUUUUACUACGCAAUAAUAAUGCUAAAUGGGAAAUAAAACGUAGA